UUGUACAGUCCAGAGUCCAGAUAGACAAGCAGAUAGAUAACUGCUCCUUUACAACAGAGCUAACGCAAGGAAAGAAAGAAAGAAAGAAAGAAAGAAAGAAAGAAAGAACAGCAGAAAGGAGUCUUAUCUGCAUAGAACCCCAGUUGUUUUGCCCUUGCAUCAUGGAGUAUAUCAAUGCUUUGGUGCCGACUAAUUUGUUACAGUCAGUAUCAAGUGCGGGUUCAGAACUCACCCGGCGAGUCUGGUCACAAGCCCCCCCACCACAGCGUCCCUUCCGGGUGUGUGACCACAAACGCAACAUCCGCAAGGGGUUAAUGGCAGGGACCUUGCACGAACUAUUGGUGAAGGCGAGAGAGACACUGCUGGUCUCUGGCAUCAUUUCCUUGGUGCUGGAUGAGGAUGGCACUCUGGUGGAGACCGAGGAGUUCUUUGAGGCCUUGGAAGAUAACACAACCCUGAUGGUGCUACAAAAGGGCCAGAAGUGGAGUCACUGCAAGGGUGGCAGCCGAACCUAUGCGCUUAGCCGAGAGAAACCCCGGAACAGUCAGGACAUUGCCCGCAUCACCUUCGAUGUCUACAAGCUCAACCCGCGAGACCUCUUUGGUAGCCUCAAUAUCUCAGCAACGUUCUAUGGACUCUACUCCAUGAGCUGCGAUUUCAAGUGCUUGGGACCCAAGAAGGUGCUGAGGGAGAUCCUGCGGGUGGCUUCCACCAUCAUGCAAGGCGUCGGGCACAUCCUCCUGGGUGCCUCCCACUACAUCCGCCGCCUCUUGGAGGGUGGUGACAGCUGGCAUCCCCAUGUCAGAUUGAGUGCUUACGAAGGCUGAAACCUUCCUGCAACACGCUCCAUCCAGGACUGAACAAAGCUCAGGGCUCUCAUCUGUUUGGACCAACAAUUAAAGGGAUGUAACCUUGGAGGACCUGGAACUAAGGUUUGCUUCCAUCCCUCCAUACCAAGGGCACCAAGGAGCUUAAUAAAUGGUGACUCUGGUAGUUUUAAGUA
Sceloporus undulatus (fence lizard) is the source of this 1003-nucleotide messenger RNA. RefSeq names its product cell death inducing DFFA like effector b (gene CIDEB). NCBI's taxonomy places the organism in Eukaryota, Metazoa, Chordata, Lepidosauria, Squamata, Phrynosomatidae. Gene Ontology annotation, biological process: regulation of apoptotic process; apoptotic process. The record is from RefSeq and is a predicted model, not a curated record.